This is a messenger RNA of Paramecium octaurelia, 394 nucleotides long. The record is from the annotation of a GenBank genome assembly. NCBI's taxonomy places the organism in Eukaryota, Ciliophora, Oligohymenophorea, Peniculida, Parameciidae.
UAAUGAUUCAACCUAAAGUCCUGACAUAGUUAUUGACUCAAUGCCAGAAUGAAUUCAAGGUCUAAUCCAUUUUUGUUGCAGCCACAAUUGAUGGAUAAAUGAUAGCCUAAGUCGGUUAAACCCAACAUCAAUUACCUCAAUUUUCUACAUUGAGCAUAUUUUUCGAUGAUUGUAAAGAAAUUGGCAGCAUUUAAUUAUGUACUCUUUAUAUGUAUAUUCGAUAGCAUAAAACAUUAAGUUGAAUUAUGUAUUUGUAGAAAUAGAAGAUCAAAGCAUUGUAUUGUCCAAUUUUAAGAAUUUAUUUACAUUAGGAAUAGCAUCAUCCCAAAAUGUUGGCUUGCUAGUUUUGUAUAUGAAUAAAUUGCAUUAACAAUUAGAAAAGAUUAUUAAAUGA